UUUGAAAAUGAAAUCAUUUUGAAGUUGGACCAUGAGGUGGAAGGAGGACGUGGGGAUGAACACUACAUGCAGUUGUUUGAGUCCAUUCUUACAGAGUGUGCGCGUCAGUAUCCCACCAUUUUUGAAUCGGUUGAAAAAUUUGUCAGCCUAGUUAAAGGCCUCUUGGAGAAACUGCUGGAUUACCGAACUGUGAUGAAUGAUGAAAGCAAGGACAACCGCAUGAGCUGCACUGUGAACUUACUGAAUUUCUACAAGCACAUUAACCGGGAAGAGAUGUAUAUCAGGUAUUUGUAUAAAUUAAGAGAUCUUCAUUUAGAUUGUGAGAAUUACACAGAAGCAGCAUAUACCCUUCUACUCCAUACGUGGCUCUUGAAGUGGUCAGACGAACAGUGUGCACCCCAAGUCAUGUCGACAGAGUUCCAGUGUUCACAGACCUAUCGACACUUGAAAGAGAAUUUGUAUGAGAAGAUCAUAGAAUACUUUGACAAAGGAAAGAUGUGGGAAGAAGCCAUAUCUUUAUGCAAAGAACUUGCAGAGCAGUAUGAAAAGGAAGUUUUUGACUAUGAACUUCUAAGUCAAAACCUGAUUCAACAAGCAAAAUUCUAUGAAAACAUCAUGAAAAUUCUGAGACCUAAACCAGACUAUUUUGCUGUUGGGUAUUAUGGACAAGGAUUCCCCACAUUUCUAAGGAACAAAGUAUUCAUCUAUCGUGGGAAGGAAUAUGAGAGGAGAGAGGAUUUCCAGGCACAGCUGAUGAGUCAGUUUCCCAUUGCAGAGAAGAUGAACACCACCUCAGCACCUGGAGAGGAUGUGAAAAACUCUCCUGGUCAAUAUAUCCAGUGUUUUACAGUGCAACCAGUCCUGGAGGAGCAACCUAAAUUCAAAAAUAAGGCAGUACCUGAUCAAAUUCUAAAUUUUUAUAAGUCCAACAAUGUGCAGCGGUUCCACUAUUCAAGACCAGUCAGAAAAGGAUCUGUGGACCCUGAAAAUGAAUUUGCUUCUAUGUGGAUUGAGAGAACAUCGUUUGUUACAGCAUACAAACUUCCUGGAAUUUUACGAUGGUUUGAGGUUGUCUCCAUGUCACAGACCACAAUUAGUCCUUUAGAGAAUGCUAUUGAGACUAUGUCCACAACAAAUGAAAAAAUUUUGAUGAUGAUUAACCAGUACCAGAGUGAUGAGAACCUUCCUAUUAAUCCACUUUCUAUGCUUCUGAAUGGAAUUGUUGAUCCAGCUGUUAUGGGUGGCUUUGCUAAAUAUGAGAAGGCUUUCUUUACAGAAGACUAUAUCAGAGACCAUCCAGAGGAUCAAGAAAAGCUUAAUAGACUCAAAGAUCUAAUUGCUUGGCAGAUACCUUUCCUUGGGGCUGGAAUUAAAAUUCAUGAAAGAAGAGUUUCUGAUAAUCUUCGUCCUUUCCAUGACCGUAUGGAGGAAUGUUUUAAGCAUUUAAAAGUGAAAGUGGAAAAACAAUAUGGAGCCAGAGAAUUGCCAGAUUUUGAUGACAAGAGAGUAGGACGGCCAAGAUCCAUGCUGAGAUCCUAUCGUCAAUUAUCAGUUAUUUCACUGACUUCCAUGAAUUCAGACUGCAGUACUCCAAACAAAAUUGCUUCAGAAAGCUUUGAUCUGGAAGUAGUGCUACCAAAGCCAGUAAAAGCAGAAUCAGAGGAGACUGCUCUGCAAAUUAAUCCUCACCCUGAAGUAAAGAUGAGAAGGUCCAAAAAAAGAACAAAAAGAAGCAGUGUGGUGUUUGCUGAUGAGAAGACAGCACCUGACAUUUCUAUCUCCGACAUGAAAUGUCUGUCAAGGAAAUACGAGUUCAUGAGUGACACCAACCUCUCAGAACAUGUAGUGGCACCUCAGAAAACAUCUGUCCUCAAGCAGAUGAGUUCUGUCAGUCGUUCUAUGCCAACUAUCCCAGGAUUAACUCUGUCCAUCAGCCCAGUGGCACCUGAUGAAACAAUUGCAUCACAUAGGUUGAGUCAACCAGUGUUUCCUUCCACCUCAGAUGGUGACAAGAAAACCUUCAAAAAAAAGAAAGUGAACCAGUUAUUUAAAACAAUGCGCAUUUCCAAAGUUCUAGAAGAUGGAAGGCAGUCUGUGGAGCACCAUUUCAAAUCUUCAUCUACAGAUCUGUAA
Balearica regulorum gibbericeps (East African grey crowned-crane) is the source of this 2133-nucleotide messenger RNA. The record is from RefSeq and is a predicted model, not a curated record. NCBI's taxonomy places the organism in Eukaryota, Metazoa, Chordata, Aves, Gruiformes, Gruidae.